GUUUCUGGCGCCGCCCGUGUCAGGCAGGCGACGGAACUUCCCGGCGCGACCUUAACUCUCCACCCCGCCCUGCUCCUGGAGUCUGGGAAUAAAGUUCAGGGGCGGCCGCCAGGCGCGGGCUGUGAACUCGCCGUGCGAGCGCAGGGCGGGUCCCGCCUGUCCCCCGCGCGCCUGGCCAUGGCCACUGACGAACUGGCCCAGAAGCUGCAGCGCCGGCUGCUGCUAGAAGAGAGCGGCCCGGAGCCCGCGCCCGGCGGAGAGGAGGCAGCGGCGGGUUGGGCGUCUGGCCCGGCCGGGCAGGAGGAGGAGGAGGGCAGGAGCUCCAUGCUCGCCAGCGCCGACUCGGAGCUGGGCGCCAAGCUGAGCCGCAGGCAGGAUAUCAACGAGGGCAUGGCCCAGCCCCGCCAGGCUAAGGUCUUCAAUCCCUACACCGAAUUCAAAGAGUUCAGCCGGCGGCAGAUCAAGGACAUGGAGCAGAUGUUCCGACUGUAUGACUCUGGAAAGGAUGGGUAUAUAGACCUAAUGGAGCUGAAACUGAUGAUGGAGAAGCUGGGAGCUCCUCAGACCCAUCUGGGCCUGAAAAACAUGAUCAAGGAAGUGGAUGAGGAUUUUGAUGGCAAGCUCAGCUUCCGUGAGUUCCUGCUGAUUUUCCAUAAAGCUGCAGCCGGAGAGCUUGAGGAAGACAGUGGGCUGAUGACUCUGGCAAAACUCUCUGAAAUAGAUGUUUCCACUGAGGGAGUUAAAGGAGCCAAGAACUUCUUUGAAGCUAAGGUUCAAGCCCUUUCUUCAGCCAGUAAGUUUGAAGCAGAGAUCAAGGCAGAGCAGGAUGAGCGAAAGCGCGAAGAGGAAGAGAAGAAACACCGUCGGGCAGCAUUCAGGGAGCUAAAGUCUGCAUUUAGCCAGUAACCAUCCAUUCUACCACCAGAGACUUCUCUUAACUUGGUACAUUUCCACGAAUCACAACUGUGCCUGGAGAGUAUCUUCUGCUAGAAUUUCACCAUCCUUUCAGACUGAAGUUUCUAACUCAACUCCAAAGGGUACAGCUCUCACAACUACCAUGUGUUCAUAUGGUAUGAACAAUAAGAACUGUGUACAUACUCAUCACUCUGAACUGUCGGGUAGUGCUUAGGGAAAUUAAAGUUCAUCCUAAUGCUGAAGAACCAGGUAGCAAAUCAGCUUUCCUUAACCCAGAAGGAAUGACAGUGUUUCUUGGCUAUAUUUUUUCCUUGGUUUCUGUUUUUCAUAACCCUCUGAAAUACCAUAUUGAUAACCCUUUCAGUAAAAGAAGCCGGACUUCCUCAAAGAAGGCCUUACCCACGACUUUGGCAGGAGAAAAAUUAACACCACUUUAGACAAGGAAUAGAAAACUGAUGGGGUUUUUGGCCUGUCACAUUCCAUUUUAUCAAUCUAUUCCAUAGCCUCACUAGACUUUUUUAGGCCCUUGGAUUUAGGAGAAGCAAGUAGGUGUAUCUAAUGUCUAAGAAAUAUUGGGAGCUGGGCAGUACAAUUGGAUGGUGCACUAGCCUUUCACCUCUGGAAAUCUGUUCACAUGCUGAGGUUGUAAGUGCAAAAGUGACUUUCAUGAAGUCCUUAGUCAUUACUCUAUGAAACCAAUAUGGUACAAUGAGCAGUUUCUGCUCAGAAAGGGAAUAACAGAUGGGUUACAAAUCAAGACUGAGGUGCAUUUGGCAGAGUUGAAUUUAGUAAGCUUGCAUGAUACCUUACCUUAGCCAAUGGUAUCCAUUUCUUAUGAGCACAAGAGACUUGCCCACAAGUUUUAAAAACUUCCAGGUGCAUGUCUCUAUAUGCUGAAGGCCACCAAAAAGGGGAACAGUCCCUCCUUGCAAAGCCUCUCUGGAUGCAUUAAUGUUCUGCCUCUCUAUUGUUGUCCAAUUUCCUUCCAAGAUAAGACUCACACAGUGGUCUAUUUGAUUGAUCAUCUUUAUCUUCACCUGUCUGUUUUGCUUCUUAAACUGUGAGCACUAAGCUGUGAGUGUGGAAUAAUAAAUAGAAAAACCUCUAAUCUUUAAUGUCAGGUGGGAGAAUUGCUAAACAAUUAAACUGUGUAUAUAUCGCCACAGAUUAUAUUUUAUAAAUCACGCUUUUUAGCUAAAUAUUUAUAAUUAAAUGUUUUUAUUCUUUGAACAAAGCAGAUAACUGCAUCUUCAAUUAUUUCUCCUGUUGCUAAAAUGUACAAAUAAAACUUUCUUUAAUACCUCA
Messenger RNA from Terrapene triunguis (Three-toed box turtle), 2220 nucleotides. It is a transcript of the gene EFHD1, whose product is annotated as EF-hand domain family member D1. The record is from RefSeq and is a predicted model, not a curated record. Lineage: Eukaryota; Metazoa; Chordata; Testudines; Emydidae. The transcript is spliced from 4 exons. Gene Ontology annotation, molecular function: calcium ion sensor activity. Gene Ontology annotation, cellular component: mitochondrial inner membrane. The coding region runs from base 178 to 906 and encodes 242 amino acids.